Pomacea canaliculata is the source of this 1600-nucleotide messenger RNA. Its product is annotated as tubulin-specific chaperone A-like. Gene Ontology annotation, cellular component: microtubule cytoskeleton; cytosol. Gene Ontology annotation, molecular function: beta-tubulin binding. NCBI's taxonomy places the organism in Eukaryota, Metazoa, Mollusca, Gastropoda, Architaenioglossa, Ampullariidae. The record is from RefSeq and is a predicted model, not a curated record. Bases 105 to 440 code for a protein of 111 amino acids. The transcript is spliced from 4 exons. Gene Ontology annotation, biological process: tubulin complex assembly; post-chaperonin tubulin folding pathway.
CACACGACUUCCUGUCGGUCUGCUUACACUGUUGCUUGAACGACGCUGUGAGUCAGAAGUGUACGAGGGCUUUUUGGACAGUGUAGAUCAUUGGAGACUUGAAAAUGGCACAGGCUGAUCCAAGACUAAAGAAAAUAAGAAUCCAGUCCGGUGUUGUAAAAAGAUUAACAAAGGAGAAAGAUAUGUAUGAAAAAGAAGGUGAACAAUUUGCACAGAAAAUAGAAAAGCUGAAAGCAGAAGGAGCUGAUGAGUACGUACUCAAGAAGCAGCAAGAGGUUCUACAAGAGUCAAGAGCAAUGGUACCAGACACAUUAAAGAGGCUAAAAUCAGCUUAUGAAGAACUCAAAACCUUAUUGGAGGCAGAAAAUGAUCUUGCAGAAGCAGAAGAAUACAAACAAGCUGAAUCUGCCCUAGAAUUAGCCAAGGUCGUGGUGGAAUAAUUGUGAACACUUUUUUUGUUUUAUUAGCAUCACUUCCACCAGCCACAGCCCAAUAAAGCGGGACAUUUCACUGCUAAUAGGAAAAGCUGGUUUGUUACUCACGGGAUUUCGGGCCCAUAUUUGUUUCAUGCCUUUUGUGGCAGGACAUUUUCAUUAAAAUUUUUAAUCUGUAUUCUUUGUUACAUUUCAGAUUAUCAGAUCAGUGCAUGGUGCAAAAUGGAUAGAGAGAAAUACGAAAGUAACCAUAAAUCUCCUCUUCAUAUGAGCAGUUAACUGUCAUCAUAAAUUGUUAUACUUUCUUGCCUAAAAAUGAAUGACACUGAUAUUACUGUCUGAACAAUUUCUUCUCAUUGUUCAUCUAUUAGGAUAAAUUUCUGCAAUUACUAAAAACUAGUUGGGAUUUCUCCAUAAGUACACCCUUGCAGGCAUCAAAUGAUCUUUUAUAGACACAUCACACUCAAAAACAUGUAUACAUACAACACAGACACCCACACAGAGGAUAGAGAAAAAUAGAGUUCAAGAGAAAACCACUGAAGACUAACCCUGUAAACUAUUAUGCAUCCAGAUUUAAUAUCACUGUUUCAUUAUUUCACAACCUCAGACUGCCUCAUCACUUUGCAUCCCAUUUAGUACAUCACCUGCUAGGGCUUUUGCUAAGAAUUUUCAUUGUAUGAACAUCAAAACCCUGGAUUGUCGAAUUUGGGGUGCCGAGACAGGUUUAUUGACAUAGCUUCUGCAGCCACAGUGUUCUUCUAGUCAGGUGACUGCUUGCUGUUGCAUAUACAGGCUGAUGAUGUAGUCUCUUUCCAGUUUCACAAACUAGUGUUCCCAGAAUGUUGUGAGCUAUGCCUAAAUGUGGUCACCUGCAUGAUGAAGAAAAGGUACUGCAAAGCUUGAGGGUGAACAGUUGUCAUCCUGCUGUUCUAGUGUAGUGCUAGAUGUUGCAACCUGCAAACUUGCCUUGAUGCAAUCCUUGAUCUUGCCAAAGUGCUGCUGGCAUUCUGCAUUGCUAAUUGAUGUAAUGAUUCAUUAACUUAUUGUUUUUUGUUAUUUUUUAAUGAUGGGGAGGGGAAAGCUUUUUGUCAUUGUGAUAAUUUUUCUGUGCUUCAUGUUCUUUUUUAAAUGAAGGCUUUGCAGAUUAAACAGGGUUUGUAAAGUGA